CUUUUUUUUUUGAUCCUUUGCCCAUUUCGUGCUCAUGACGCUCAUCUCUGUCAUCAUCCCGAUGUACAAUGCAUCGCGGUUUCUGCAGGCAACGAUCGAGUCCAUUGUCGCUCAGACGUACCGACCGCUGGAAAUCUGCGUAUUCAACGAUGGCAGCACGGACGACUCGUGCGACCUGCUGCGCGCGCUCGCUCAGCGACUGGGCAUCGCCGUCGUCCAGGACGACUCGGGACGCGCCUAUCUCAAGGAGGAAGUCGAGCGGCUGUUUGUCGUGUCGCGGGAUCAGUCGCUGCCAGAGACGCCAUUCUCGGCCGCCAUGCUGGAGCUGGCCGAGUUCCACAAAGUCACUCCGCAAGACAUUAGCCCCUCCUUACUCACGAAUCGGUCGGUUCUGGCAAUCAACGAGCAGUCGCAUGGUGCGGACGGGACCUGUGCGCCGCUAACACUGCGACUUGUGACCCGCGGGGAGCAAGAUUGCGCUGUUCGCGGGCCUGGCAACGGCCGCAAUCGAGCAGUGCGCGAAAGCACGGGCGAGUUCUUGUGCUUUAUCGAUGCCGACGAUGUCAUGAUGGCGGAUCGUGUGGCAAAGCAGCUCGAAUUGGCUCUGAAAGAGCCGCGCGCGUUGGUGGGCUCCAACUUUACUCGCGAUCCUCCAGACUCGACAGCCCGAUAUGCACGCUGGUGCAAUUCAUUAACCGAUGAGCAGCUCACAACCCAUCGAUUUAAAGAAUGCACCAUUAUCCAGCCAACGUGGUUUAUGUCUCGAAGAAACUUUGACAUUGUUGGAGGAUAUGACAUUAACGGCUGGGCCGAAGACCUCAAGUUUCUGUAUCGCCACGUUGCGCUCGGAGGAACACUGCACAAAGUCCAAGAGCCGCUUCUCAUGUACCGCUACGUUCAGCAGUCUGUGUCGUCGAUUGUCCCACGGACUCUUGUGCGCGAUAUUCGCUUGCGUGCGUUCGAGUCGCAAAUCCUGAGCUCGCCCAACCUCGAGACCAGUCGGCGAUGGUCACGCUUUACCAUCUGGGGCGCUGGGCGCGAUGGCAAACAAUUCUUGAAAGGCUUGUCCAAAGACUACCAGCGGCAAGUGAUUGGCUUUUGCGACGUUGAUCCAGCAAAGAUUGGCAGGAACGUGUCGGUGUGCGGGGAGACGCGCCGCGACGUGCUCUUCAACUUGCCGUGUGUGCAUUUUUCCGAAGCCAAGCCUCCGUUGUUGAUCUGCGUCACCAUGGAUAGACCCCUGGGAGAGGGAGAAGUACGGCAAGGACCGUCGUUCGAGGAAAAUCUCUCCAGCUUGAAUCUGCGUGAAGGAGUUGAUUACUUUUUGUUUGGAUAAAUCGAACGUCAGGCAACUGAUUGUGCGCUUCUUUAGUCCAGGGGCAGGGCCGUAACGAAGUGACCAAAGCGACAGACGGAACAAAACUACACAGAGGUCGAUCGGUUCAGCUCAUUUCAAAGUGGAACGAGCCAUCGCGUCAGAUAAACAGAGUGGUG
Molecule: messenger RNA, 1494 nt
Organism: Capsaspora owczarzaki ATCC 30864
Lineage: Eukaryota; Filasterea; Ministeriida; Capsasporidae
Product: B3GNTL1 protein
Exons: 6
Coding region: 35-1336 (433 amino acids)
Source: RefSeq, a predicted model, not a curated record